AUGUGUUCAUUUGCAAUCUCGGUUUGCUGCAAUUGUGUCCACAACGGAACUUCUACAAGGGUGGCUCUGGUACGGAUUGAAGGCUGCUGCUCCUGUAGUUGCACUUUCAUAGCUAGGUCGUUUUCUCCAGUCCCAGAACGGAGACCGGCGCAGCGAAGCAGUCCCGGAGCGGAGAAUGGCGCAGGGAAGCAGUCCCGGAGCGGAGACCGGCGCAGGGAAGCAGUCCCGGAGCGGAGACCGGCGAGGGAAGCAGUCCCGAAGUGGAGACCGGCGCAGGGAAGCAGUCCCGGAGAGGUGACCGGCGCAGGGAAGCAGUCCCGAAGUGGAGACCGGCGCAGGGAAGCAGUCCCGGAGCGGAGACUGGCGCAGAUAAGCAGUCCCGGAGCGGAGAACGGCGCAGGGAAGCAGUCCCAGAGCAGAGACCAGCACGGGGGAAGCAGAUCCGGAGUGGAGGCUGGCACUGUUAAGCGAGUACCAGAGCGGAGGCCAGCACAGGGGAAGCAAGUCCCGGCGUGGAGGCUGGCGCAGGGAGACAAGUUCUGGAGAAAACCUACCUUGGAGCAGCUGAGAGCCAGUGCAGGGCAGACUGGAGCCUUGGAGCGGAGCAGGGAUGGUUGUUGGACUGGCGAGUGGCAUGGGUGGUCAGACUGUGUGUGGACGCCCCUGUGCUGAGCUACUGCAAUGUAAUGUUUAUUUGUAAUUUGUUUAUCUGACUGUAAUGUCUAUCCAUUUAACUAUGUCAUAUUUCUAACUUAUACUAUGAA
This is a messenger RNA of Rhincodon typus (whale shark), 764 nucleotides long. RefSeq lists its product as uncharacterized. The transcript has 3 exons. NCBI's taxonomy places the organism in Eukaryota, Metazoa, Chordata, Chondrichthyes, Orectolobiformes, Rhincodontidae. The coding region runs from base 1 to 672 and encodes 223 amino acids. The record is from RefSeq and is a predicted model, not a curated record.